Molecule: messenger RNA, 1013 nt
Organism: Drosophila bipectinata
Lineage: Eukaryota; Metazoa; Arthropoda; Insecta; Diptera; Drosophilidae
Product: alpha-tocopherol transfer protein
Cellular component (GO): membrane
Molecular function (GO): phosphatidylinositol bisphosphate binding
Source: RefSeq, a predicted model, not a curated record
UAAGCGACAUUCGUUCCGUGACCAUCAAGGAAACCCAAACAAAAUGCCAUCCAUCCGACCACUGAGCCCGGAGCUCCAGGAGAAUGCGAUUAAAAUUUUAAACGAAGUGCCCGAGAGAUUGGACGACGAUAUUGCGGCUCUGAGGACUUGGAUUAAGCAGCAGCCCCACCUUAAGGCUCGUACCGAUGAUCAGUUCCUGGUGAACUUCCUUCGAGGAUGUAAAUUCAGUUUGGAGAGGACGAAAUCAAAGAUCGAUCGUUUCUACACCCUGCGCACAAAGUAUCCCGAGUUCUAUGGGGGUCACAAUGUUGACGUGGACAAGCUGCUUGAGAUUUUCCGAUUGGGUUCCAUUGUUCUGUUGCCACGUCCACUGAACGAUAAUGGCCCACGUUUGGCUUUAAUUCGAAUGGCAGCCUAUGAUCCCAACAAGUACACCUUCCAGGAAGUAAAUGUCGCUGGCAGUCUAAUGCAGCAAAUAAUGCUCGACGAGGAUGAUGUGGCCAUUGUUAAUGGCAUGAUCUCCAUUCUCGAUCUGUCCAAUGUGACCACAGGACACUUCCUGCAGAUGACUCCCACCUUUGCCAAGAAGAUGACGGUUUUCCAGGAGGAGGCUCUGCCAUUGAGACCCCAAGGAAUUCAUUUCAUAAACACGCCGAAUGGUUUUGAAACUAUCUUCAAUAUGGUCAAGCCUAUGAUGUCCAAAAAGCAGCAGGGCAGGUUAUACGUCCAUGGAACCAAAUGGGAAGCACUUUACGAACAAAUCCCCAAACAGUAUUUGCCGGUGGAAUAUGGCGGGGAGAAUGGAUCCAUUCCGGAACUACUUAAGGAGUGGGAACAACGAAUUCUGGCCUACAGAAACUACUGGGAGGAGGAGAAGAACUACGGAACCGAUGAACGCCUUCGGGUUGGCAAACCUGUCGACUUCGAGAGUCUUUUUGGACUGCAGGGCUCUUUCCGGCAACUGAAUGUUGACUAAGGCCAUUGGGACCUAUAAAUAGUCUCACCUGGAACUC